CUGGGAUUCAAUCGACGACGCAAGACAUCAGAAGACAUCUGAAAGAGCAUCACGCCCGCCCUGAUGGUGGGUAUGUCCUCGACGAUGUCCCUCUCGACUUCUGUCCGUGGCCUGGCUGCAAGACAGGCCAGAAGAGCUCGGACACAAAACGAUCAGCAAAGGAGCAAUCAAAGAUCCGGCACAUCCUUGAUAAGCAUGGGGAUGAGGGGCUCUGGAGUUGCCGUUCUUGCAAUAGUACUCUAUCCAAGUCGAGGCGGAGCAUGCGGAGACACAUACGGGGCUGCCUUCAACGCAAAGGAUACCGGCCUACAAUACAGGAUGGUACAACAUUCGAAGCGGAUAGCAAUGCUUCCGCGUCCGACAGCGCCACAACCGCUACACCAACGAACACGGGACCCAACGCCAGCGACGGCGUGGCGUACGGAUCUUGGCGACACAGCGCGGGCCCCGAGCACAAGAUGGACGCAGGGGCUAAUCCUCCCGUUCAGAAACUGCAACUCUUCAGCGUCGAGUUUGAUGUUGAGGGUACCCGCCGAAUUGUACGCAUUCCAGACGAUGACGACGAGCCAGAGGAGCUCAGACACUCGUUCUCACCGGACACCUACGAGCUCGACCUACAUAGGCCCGAGGACGCGUCGCCCGCUUUGAGCGCCGCGAGUGGAUCUACCCCCCAGGUGCCCGUGGACGAGCCAUUCUUUCUGAGGGCACUCCAGCAUGCUCCCCUCGAGGCCGAGCGCUCGAUGGUGCCGGUCCACUGGCAGGGUAUCCGCGGGGAAGCGAUUCAGAACACUCACGUCAGUGCCGGACCUUCUGCCGGUAUAACGCAAGGGGCCUCUCGGGUUGACCCGCCGUUGCCCUUUGGCAGCGCGGAGGUAGCGGAGUGGAAUUUCGACCCGUCCAUCCACCAGCUCUUGGCCGAGAACACCGUUGACAGCCUCCCAUUCCACCGGGCUGAUUGGUCGUACGGUUCUGUCGCCAAUGACCCCCUCGGCGGCGCCUUCGUAUCCUUUGGUGGUCUCCCUGCCAAUGCCAUGCUCAACCCUACCAGUCCCGCUGUUGUGCUGGACGAUGUGUUCUUCGCAGAGCUGAAUGCCCAAAUGAACGCCCCGGCUCAACGCAUCCUCUCUGACUCACAGUCGGGUCCUACAGCAAGCUUGCGCUUUAACUUCAACAACUCGGACGAGAGCAGUGCUUGGUCGCCCACCUCCACCACACCAGAGUCCUGUGAGCCUGGCUCCGAGUCGGAGUACGCCCUCGCGAUACCCUCAACCGCGACGAACACGGAGAACGUCGACCCCAGAAGUGCCUCCCCGUCAUCCGCGCACUCGAUCGUUGACAUCAAAGAGGCGGCGUGGUUGUCAGUUGAGUUCUUGCAGGGGUUUGAGGCUACUGCCUACCUCUGAGCGCGGGCUCGCGUGGGAGGACAGGCUUCAUACCUCGCUCCGGCACGGUACCCGUAAUCGGUUCGUAUCUGCUCCUGGGGGGAAUCGCCUUCCCUAUCCCCUCAAAACAUCGCUUUCGUAUUUUAUCUCUCGCUAUCCCACCUGCUUGCGCGCACAUCUGCAUUGGUAUCAUCGCUUUUCUCUACAUAUCUCCAUACCCUCGUGCAUUUGAUACCUAUCCACCUGCUAGUGCUGUCCUCUGUAAGCGUUGUCUUUGUAUCGUAUUGCCUUGUUGUACUGUCACUGUGUUUC
Molecule: messenger RNA, 1694 nt
Organism: Rhodofomes roseus
Lineage: Eukaryota; Fungi; Basidiomycota; Agaricomycetes; Polyporales; Fomitopsidaceae
Exons: 2
Coding region: 261-1403 (380 amino acids)
Source: RefSeq, a predicted model, not a curated record